Molecule: messenger RNA, 2220 nt
Organism: Papilio xuthus (Asian swallowtail)
Lineage: Eukaryota; Metazoa; Arthropoda; Insecta; Lepidoptera; Papilionidae
Product: peroxidase-like
Exons: 14
Coding region: 126-2084 (652 amino acids)
Biological process (GO): response to oxidative stress
Molecular function (GO): peroxidase activity; heme binding
Source: RefSeq, a predicted model, not a curated record
GCCUUAUAGUAUAUCAACGAUAUACUUUAAAGGAAAAUUUUAUAAAGGUAUCUAACAAUGUAACAAAAUGGCACUAAAAAUAGUCCCAUAAUCAGAAAGGGAAGCACAAAUUUCUAUGUGAGAAAAUGUUGAAGAUAAAAAUCUGUUUUGUGGUAUUGACUAGUUUGUCUAUAUUACUAAGUGCUGCAGAUUCUACGGAGACUGAAGAUAAAUCUAGCAGCCUUCAAGAGGUAUACCGUGCAUUAUUUAAUCGUCUCGAAACUUUCUUAAAAAAUCUUGGAUUAGAAGACACAAAUGUAAACAAACGAGCAUUAAAUAACGAAAUAAAUGACAGGGAUAUUGUUAUUCAAACUUGUGAUAAAACGAAAUCUUGUGGAGAAUCUCGAUACCGAUCGAUAGAUGGCACUUGCAACAAUCUACAGAACCCGUCCUGGGGUGCUGCUAAAGAACCCUUCGUUGUGCUGGUAGCAGAUGCUCGUCCAGAUAGUAUAAACAUAUCUGCACAAGGAAAUUUGUUACCGAACCCUAGAGAAAUAUCGCUUAAAAUAUUUCCUUCAUUAUCUUUUCUGGACUACAAAUGGACGCUCAACACAAUGCAGUGGGGACAAAUUGUAGCUCAUGAUAUUUCUCUGACAGGCAGUACAUCACUUAUUAAUACUCCCAGCCCAACAUGCUGUAACAAUGAAGGGGAGUUUACAUCGGAAGCUGAUAGUAAUAAAUUUUGCGCUGCCAUACCAAUACCGAGAGGCGUGGAUACAAGACAAUGUUUUGAUUUUGUUAGAACUGUAACUACAAACGAUACAGGAUGUACAGCGCCGACCGCUCCUUCUUACCCGAUAAAUGAAAACACCUGUUACAUGGACCUAUCAUUGAUAUACGGCGUUAAUGACAACCAAUCGAAAUCGUUGCGUGAAGGCAAAGGAGGUCGAAUGUUAACUGUUGAGCGCAACGGAGGCGAAUGGCCUCCUCAGGCUGCAAAUGCUCAAGAAACAUGCACACCCACCAUACCUGCUAACGAUACUUGCUAUGUAGCUGGUGAUUCUAGAAUUAACCAAAAUCCAGAAUUAGCGGUACUUCAAAUCAUUUUGUUGAAGGAACACAAUCGCAUAGCUGGUAUACUAUCAAAGUUGAAUGGACAAUGGAACGACGAUAAAAUUUAUCAGGAAACACGACGCAUUGUCAUAGCUAUGUCUCAACAUAUUACCUAUUACGAAUAUCUUCCAAUAUUACUUGGUCGAGAUAAUAUGCUAAAAAAUAAAAUAAUUUACGAAGAUCCAAAAGAUUACAUAAAUGAUUACAAAGCAGAUAUAAGUGCUGGCGUAACAAAUGAAUUCUCUACUGCAGCGUACAGAUACUUUCAUACGCUAAUACGAGGGAAACUGGAAAUUGUGAAAGAAAACCGCAUAUUGCAGCGUACUAUAAGAUUAAGCGAUUGGUAUAAUCGACCUUCUGUAAUCGAAGAACCUGAUGCUUUUGAUGGCCUAGCGAGAGGCUUGUCGUAUCAAUCUGAAGAUAGAGCUGACCAAUAUUUUGACGCAGAAACCAGUCAAUAUCUUUUAAGAGGAAACAAUACCAAAGGUAGUGAUCUGCGAGCUAUUGAUAUUCAACGCGGACGUGAUCACCGUCUCGCUAGCUACGUCGCUCUCCGACGCUUCUGCGGACUUUCCGAGCCGAAGACGUUUGAUGACUUGAGUGUAGAUAUUUCAAGAACUAAUAUAGCAAUGCUGAAAUCAUUAUACAAAUCAGUAGACGACAUAGACCUUACCGUGGGUGGGUCAUUAGAGAAGCAUGUCCCCGACGCACUGAUGGGACCAACUUAUCUUUGCAUUUCGCUGAUACAGUUCUACAAAAUUCGUGUCGGAGAUAGAUUCUUUUAUGAAAAUGGCAGCAAUAUGAAUAUCGCUUUUACACCGAGUCAACUAGCUACGAUUCGCAAAGGAACUUCUUUGGCUCGUCUGAUCUGUGAUAAUGGAAUAAAUAUAAAGAGUAUGCAGCCCAGAGCAUUCGAACUGGUGUCUCCCAAGAAUAAAAUAGUUCCAUGUGAUAGCUUACCAUCAGUGGAUUUGAGUCUUUGGAAAGAAUAAAAACAAAAGAAGACCGUCGAAAAUAAAUAAAACACGAAUGUUUUUUUUUAAUAAUAAUUAUAAAAUUAAUUAAUCAAUAUUCUCUUGAGCAGUAUCUAUGGUACAAUGAUUAAAUAAAAUUCGUUUUUUAGAGAGA